GUCUUAAAAUUUGCGCUGGAAGAACAAAAGAGGAAAAGGAAUAGUAGAGAGAAAAUUAUUGCCUCCCAACGUUAAGUAGAGUGACUCUGGCUGGCUUCUUGGGGUUUUUCCUCUGGACCAGAUGAUUGGCAGGCAGGAAGGUGUGUGUGUGUGUGUGUGUGUGUGUGUGUGUGUGUGUGUGUGUGUGUGUGUGUGUGUGUGUAUGUGUGUGUGUGUAGUAACAGCUGUGGCCUUAAACAGUUCAGGACUAUGAGUUCUUCAGUUACACACGUGUAUGUGCCGAGGCAGGGACAGGGGUGAUUGCAGGGAGCGUUGGCAGCAACCAUCUCCAAAGUCUCUCUUUGCCCAGGCUUGCUCUGGCUUGCACACUGAUCCUCCCAGAGGAGGACUCAGAAUGUCCAAACAAACCGCGGGGGUGGGGGUGGGGGGCAGGGCCCCGCCCAUGCAGGUGGUUUAGGCUGUAAGGAAUAGGAAUUGAAAUGUUGCUUGCUUUAAGCCGGUUCGUGGGCUGAGUUAGACCUCUCUGCCUUGCUCUUGAGUCUGCAAAAUUGGUCCAGCUACCUCCCUUCUCGGAAAGCUGUUGAGAGGGUUAGAUGAAGCAGUGUUUAUCAGAGACUUAGUACAGUGCUAGCUGAGGAAGAGCUGGACCUCAGUGGGGCGUUAUUAGCCAGGGAAGGCAAAGUCUGGGCUGUAAUCACUACAGCAGUUACUGUCAGAUAGAUACACGCCAGCAAAUUCCCGAGCACCCGGCUUUGGUCCAGCUGGUGAUGAGAUGGGGGCCGGCCAGUCUGUGUGCUUCCCACCCAUCUCGGGACCCCACCACAUUGGCUGCACGGAUGUGAUGGAGGGUCACAGUCUUGAGGGGAGCCUCUUCCGACUCUUCUACCCUUGCCAAGCAUCAGAGAAGUGCGAGCAGCCCCUGUGGAUUCCCCGCUACGAGUACAGCAUGGGUCUGGCCGAUUACCUGCAGUAUAACAAGCGCUGGGUGGGGUUGCUGUUCAACGUGGGUAUCGGAUCUUGUCGCUUGCCUGUUAGCUGGAACGGCCCCUUUAAGGCAAAGGAGUCUGGAUACCCUUUGAUCAUCUUGUCCCAUGGUCUAGGAGGGUUCAGGGCGUCAUACUCGGCCUUCUGCAUGGAGCUGGCCUCUCGUGGCUUUGUGGUUGCUGCCGUAGAGCACAGGGACCAGUCAGCUGCGGCCACCUACUUCUGCAAGCCGACCUCCCAGGAGAGCUCUCCCGCUGAAUCUCUGGAGGAGGAGUGGCUCCCCUUCCGUCGCAUCAAGGAAGGGGAGAAGGAGUUCCACGUCAGGAAUCCUCAGGUGCACCAGCGGGUGAAAGAGUGUGUGCGAGUGCUGCGGAUCCUUCAGGACGCCUCUGCUGGGAAGACUGUCGUCAAUGUCUUCCCAGGAGGACUGGAUCUGAUGACCUUGAAGGGCAGCAUCGACAGGAACCGCGUAGCCGUGAUGGGUCACUCCUUUGGAGGAGCUACGGCUGUUCUUGCUUUGACCCAGGAGGUCCAGUUUCGGUGUGCUAUAGCCCUGGACGCUUGGAUGUUCCCUCUGGAACGGGACUUUUACCCCAAAGCCCGGGGCCCUGUGUUCUUUAUCAACGUCGAGAAAUUCCAGACGGUAGAGAGCGUCAACUUGAUGAAGAAGAUCUGUGCCCAGCACGAGCAGUCCAGGAUCGUGACUGUCCUAGGCGCUGUUCAUCGGAGUCAAACUGACUUUGCCUUUGUGACGGGCAACCUGAUUGCUAAAUUCUUUUCCAGUAACUCUCGUGGUACCUUGGACCCUUACGAAAGUCAGGAGGUCAUGGUGAGGGCCAUCUUGGCCUUCCUGCAGAAGCACCUUGACCUGAAGGAAGACUACGAUCAAUGGAGCAGCUUCAUCGAAGGCGUCGGACCAUCGCUCAUCCAAGGGGCCCCGCACUAUCUGUCUAGUCUAUAGGUCGCUUGAGCUGCCCAAGGAUACUUGCAGCCAAUCAGCAGGACCCUUUUUCCCAGAUGGAGAAGAUGUAAUCAGAGAGCUGAUUGGGUAACUGGAUACUUUGCUCUUGGGGUUGUUGAUCUUAAACGCACCUCAGAUCACUGGCUGAUUGGGAAGCGGAUUUUUUUCUUUUUAAGUCAAGGACUCAUGAUCCAGACUGGCUCUGAACUUCUUAUGUAUUGAGGAUGACCCUUCUGAAUGACAGACAUUACCACUAUACUUGGCUUGUAUUCUGUGCUGGGAAUCGGACCUGAUAUCAGCCACUGUGCCUGAGUUAAAGACUAUGAAGUACUUAUGUGCUGAGGACCUGUUCUCAAUGACAGUGGUCCCCACCUCUGUCCCAGGUCCUGUUUGCCUUAAGUAAAAUAGUGUCUACCUGCUGGGCUGAGUUCUCUCUCUUGGCUCAGGCCAUUUCUACGGUUCUGGCCAUGCAGUUUACCAUAUGGAAUCCAUACCAGUAGGUGCCAUUCCGUCUGUGCCAUCAUAACCUCGUAGCCGGUCUUUUCGGCCCCAGGCAGAGCCCCAUGGAGCCUGGAUAUGACAACUUGACUUGGCUAGCCCACUCUCUCACCUUGGGCAAUUGUUGCCUCAUGAAGCCAAAGGCCAGAGGGAAACCUUAGGGCUUCCAGCCCUGCCUGGCGCUCUCCACCUGCCCCCUCUCUCUCCAGAGCAGUUCUCCUACCAUAUGAAGUACAUCUUCAGGGCAGUCUUCCCAUCACAUGAAAUACAGUAAUGGACACUUUGGACCGUCAUGCUUAGGAGCCCAUGUGGGGCAAACAGUAUUGUCCUCGGAACACAGACGCCAAGGAGCCCCUCAGAAGUUCAGUGUCUUUGAGGUUUCGCAAGUAUGUCUUGUCAGGAAGCAUCCUGAGUAGGUUGAGAUGGGCAGGAAACUAUUAACAGAGCUGAGCUGCCCUACAUGGGCCACAGAGGACACCGGGUUGGCCAGCUCAGCUGGGGGAAUGUCCCUAGAGAGGUCUGAGGUGAGCUUCGUCUUGCCUCUUACUCAAACCAGGGAGCUUUAGUUGUCUGCUUUUGUCUUGUUUCUGGUUUUGGUUUGUUUUUUUGAGGCCAUCCCUCAAUUUAAGUCAAGGAACCGAUCCAGUCUGCUUCCUCCUGGUUCGUUGAAUAUUGAUGCUCAUGUUGGCCUAACGGCAUGCUGGAGUUCCGCCUGUUUAAUUGACAUUAGAGUGAGUUGGAGAGCCAUCUGGAAGUGACUUUUCCGAUUUCCUUUGUUUGCUAAUCACGUGUGCCCACACGGAAAAAAACAAAAAACAAAAAAACGAAGACUUCCCAGAGUUCCAAGCUCUGUGGGAAGCCCCCCCCAGGACUGUGUCGCUGCCAUAUAAGAUCUGUCACCUGAAUCCAAGGAGGGAAGAACCUCAGAGGAGCAAGUACAGAUCAAAAGUGUUUCUCCGCACAGUAUUCCAAGGUCAGGGCCACUGAAUUGAUCCAGAGAGGUGUGCACACAUCAGGAGGCCCCUCAGGUAUGGCUCUGCAGCCCCACCGCUGGGCUUGGCUCCAACGCUGCAUAAAUCGCAUAAAUCGGAGCAAAUCCUGCCAUCUUCCCAACCUCAAUUCCUGCAUAUGUAAAAUGAGGGCCUGCGCUAGCAACGGAUGGAAUGAUUGAGUGGAGGGUUGGGUGACCCCUGGGUUAUUAAAUGUGCAUUUCCCACGUCCCACACACAUGCUUUCUAAUCGUUUGAAUAUUAAAUGUUUCCAAGAUAGAAUGUUCCAUAUGAUCUCUACCCUUCAUGAUUGUUGGCCCACUCACUGUAUGAUUAAAAAGUCUAUAUCCACUCUGAA
Mus musculus (house mouse) is the source of this 3790-nucleotide messenger RNA. It is a transcript of the gene Pafah2, whose product is annotated as platelet-activating factor acetylhydrolase 2. Bases 773 to 1945 code for a protein of 390 amino acids. Gene Ontology annotation, cellular component: endoplasmic reticulum membrane; cytoplasm; membrane. Gene Ontology annotation, molecular function: 1-alkyl-2-acetylglycerophosphocholine esterase activity; platelet-activating factor acetyltransferase activity. The record is from RefSeq and is a predicted model, not a curated record. NCBI's taxonomy places the organism in Eukaryota, Metazoa, Chordata, Mammalia, Rodentia, Muridae. The transcript has 11 exons.